AUGAAAACCACAAUUUCCUCUCUAAUAUCCGUUGUAGCAAACUAAAACCGAAGCGUACAUCAAGCGAAUCACUUUUUAAUAACCAUUGAAAAAAUGAGACCGAUUAGUUUCAUAAUUACGCUAUUCGUAAUUUGUGCAUCCGUCAAUACAAACAAAGCCGGACUCUACGAGUCAUGUCGCACGCCAAACGGGAAACCAGCCAUUUGCACGCCAUUGCCUCAAUGCAGGCGUUUGUUAACCGUCAUCCGUGAAAGAGAACGAAUGCCUCCAUCCCGGCUGAAAUUCGUAAGAGACUCCCAAUGCGGAUGGUACCGAACCCAAUUAGUCUGCUGCGGCGACGACGACGAUUACGAAACCAAAAAUGCUUAUGUUAAAAACGCCUCCGAAUCCGACCAAGAUCAAUGCGAAUGCGGUUAUCAGGAUCUCGGAAAUAACAAAGUGUCCGGUGGACAGGCGACCGAUAUAAAAGAAUUUCCAUGGAUGGCUCAAAUAGGUUAUGCGAAUAAUUUUAGAGGUCGCACGAUUUGGGCGUGCGGAGGAACUCUAAUUAGCCCUCAGCACGUUCUAACGGCUGCUCAUUGCGUGGCCGGGGAGGCUUUGAGAGUACUAGGACUUCCAACAACUGUAAAAUUAAGCGAAUACAACACAGAUACUGAAGUUGAUUACUAUCGAGGUAUCCGCAAGAAGUACGUGCUAAUCGGUGUAGAAAAAAUCAUUCCUCAUGAGAAAUACGACAUCGAUGAUCCUAUUAGUGCUAAUGAUAUUGCUGUACUCAAACUGAAUAAGAAGGUUACUUGUUCCGAUUUUAUUAGGCCUAUUUGUUUGCCGGAUCCGAACGACGUUCCCCAAAAAGGCGACAGAUUGACCGUGGCCGGUUGGGGAUUGACCGAAACAAACAGAAUUUCCAACUUACUGUUGAAAGUUAGCAUGCCGUUAGUCGAGCAGAAACGUUGUCGAAAGCAGUAUUGGAGGCAGGGUGUUAACCUGAUCGAUUCUCAAAUAUGCGCCGGCGGUGAGGAAAUAAAAGACUCUUGCAAAGGCGAUAGCGGCGGGCCUUUAAUGAGAUUAACUAUAACACCGCCUGAUGAUAUUCGCUGGCGUCAAGAAGGGAUCGUUUCUUACGGUCAUGAACAUUGCGGCACACGAAAUUUUCCUGCUGUGUAUACCAAAGUGGUGGAUUUCCUUCCUUGGAUAGAAAACGUAAUCAAAAAUUGAAUGUUGAUUCAGUAAAUUGAUGUUAAAGUGGCAUAUCAAAAAUAAUAAUUAUUGUAUUUAUCGUUAUUUCAAAUUCUGUAAAUCAUGAAUUAAUUUGGAACGUUUAAAACGAAUAUACUAAUUUUACAAAUGUUACAAUUGAAUAAAAU
Molecule: messenger RNA, 1364 nt
Organism: Phyllotreta striolata
Lineage: Eukaryota; Metazoa; Arthropoda; Insecta; Coleoptera; Chrysomelidae
Source: the annotation of a GenBank genome assembly